AUGGAUAGUAUUAUUAUUGAUGAAAAUUAUAAUAACACCAAUAAAAAUAACUUUAAUGAUAAUAUAAAUAAUAAUGUAAAUAAUCAACAACCUUCACAAGAGCAGCAGCAACUAGAUCAGUCACAAUCACAGCCACAAUCACAACAAAAACCACCCAAACAACAGCAACAACAACAAAAUAGCAUAAAUGUAAAUAAUAUAACCUAUCAAUUAUAUAACUCAUAUCAAGCAAAUAAUAGCAACAGUAUUGAAGAAAAAUAUAGCAAAUAUGACCCAAAUUAUCCAGGUGGUGAAGAUGGUACAGAUGAAUCAAAACCUUGGAACUAUUUUUUCGAGGAUUAUCCAUUUCCACAUAAACAUAUGACAAGAAUUAUGUCUUUAAAAAAUAAAGUAGAACAUUAUAUUAAAAAUAAAAUAAGGUUACCAGACGAAUACAGAACUAAAAUUUGGUCGUUAAUGGAGGAUUUAGAUAAACUUGUUAAUAAUGAUAACAAUAAAAAUAUUUAUAAAACAUGUUUAGAGACUCCAAAUGAAGAAAUUGAAAACGAUGUUAGGACAGACGCAGUUAGAACGUUUCCAUCAAGUCAAUAUAAAAUAAAAAUGAAAGAUAAACAGUUUCAAAGCAAAGAUUCAUUAUUUAAAGUUUUAAAAUCAUAUGCAAUAUACAAUGAAGAAGUACAAUAUACUCAAGGUAUGAACUAUUUAUGCUUAGUUCUACUAUGUUAUUUUUAUGAAGAAGAAUCGUUUUGGAUGAUGGAUUUGUUAAUUAAAAAACAUGGGAUGAGACACUUUUUUAAAAAAAAAAGUUAUUUACCAAGUUAUUUAACAAUUUUUGAAAAAGAAUUAGAGAACCAUUUACCAACCUUAGCAAAACAUUUAUCAAACGAAGGUGUUCAAAUGUAUAUGUUUAUUCAAGGAUGGUGGAGUACAAUUUUUGUAUAUAUUUUACCAGUAGAAACCAUCUCUACCAUUUGGGAUUAUUUUUUUUGGGGUGCUAAUGGCAUGGCAAUUGAGGUUUUGUUUCGUCUUUCCAUAGCUUUAUUAAAAAUGUUAGAAAAAGAACUAUUAAAAGUAGGCAUGUCAGAUUUUUUUGAAACUUUAAAGGACAAUAGUCAAAAUAUAGAUUCCCUCGAAUUAGUUUACCAAGCAUAUUCAAUCCAUCUCUCAGAUAAAACAGAUUACUUUUUAAGAGAAGUAAUACUGAAUUAUAAAGAAGAAGAAAUGAACGAUAAUAUUUUCGAUUUUCAAAAACUAUUAUCAACUAUUUAUGAAGAAACCGUUGACCAAAACCAACUACAUAUUCAAAAUAAAAACAAAAUAAAAACAAAUAGUAGGAAUCAAUCAUAUUAUGAUGAUGACGAAGAUGAAGAAUAUAUAGAUUACGAUGACUAUUAUAGAAAAUCAGUUUUAGUUGAUGAAUCAAGUGACAGCGAUGACAAUUAUAAUAAUAAAACACCUUGUAUAAUUUCUUAA
Dictyostelium purpureum is the source of this 1473-nucleotide messenger RNA. RefSeq lists its product as uncharacterized. The coding region runs from base 1 to 1473 and encodes 490 amino acids. The transcript has 3 exons. NCBI's taxonomy places the organism in Eukaryota, Evosea, Eumycetozoa, Dictyosteliales, Dictyosteliaceae. The record is from RefSeq and is a predicted model, not a curated record.